Hordeum vulgare subsp. vulgare (domesticated barley) is the source of this 1494-nucleotide messenger RNA. RefSeq names its product gibberellin 2-beta-dioxygenase 3-like. Bases 202 to 1251 code for a protein of 349 amino acids. The record is from RefSeq and is a predicted model, not a curated record. Gene Ontology annotation, biological process: response to light stimulus; gibberellin catabolic process. NCBI's taxonomy places the organism in Eukaryota, Viridiplantae, Streptophyta, Magnoliopsida, Poales, Poaceae. The transcript has 3 exons.
AUCGCCUCUGCUCUGACCUCUCCCCCAUGCCUAUAUAAAGAGAGGCCACACCCGUCGUCUCCCUUCCAUGUCAACCUAACUGUCUUCUCAUCUCAUCUCAAGCUCAAUCCAUUAAUUCCUCAUCUGUUUCUUGGAUACAAACUGACUGACACCGCGUAGUUCAUCAGUAGACGCUCUCUGUGCUGCCUCUGCUCUGUAACCAUGGUGGUUCUUGCCAAGGGCGAGCUGGAGCAGAUCGCGCUCCCGGCCGUGCACAAGACAGCACCGCCACUGGCCGACUUGCCGGAGGUCGACCUUUCCGUGGCAAGAAGCGGCUCUGAGGGACGGGCGGCCGCCGCACGCGCGGUGGCGGCGGCGUGCGAGGAGCAUGGGUUCUUCAAGGUGACGGGCCACGGCGUGCCAGCAGAGCUCCUGGCGCGCGUCGAGAACGCCGCUGCCGCGUUCUUCGCGCUCUCGCAGCGGGACAAGGAGGCGGCGAUGUCGGCCGCGACGCCGGGCAGUCCGUUCGGCUACGCGAGCAAGCGGAUAGGCAACAACGGCGACCUCGGGUGGGUCGAGUAUCUCCUGCUCGGUGUCACCGCCGCGGGCGCCGAGGCCGGCGCGCCAUUGUCCGUGCCCGAAGAGGUGGUGCCGUCAGCGUCGCUCUGCUCUUUCCGGGACCUUCUGAACGAGUACACGGUGGCCGUGAGGAGGAUGACCUGCCAGUUGCUGGAGCUGAUGGCGGAGGGCCUGGGCAUGGAAGACAGGGACGCGUUCACGAGGCUGGUCCUGCACAAGGAGAGCGACUCGAUGCUGCGAGUGAACCACUACCCGCCGCGCCCCGAGCUGAAGCAGCACCACGGUGGCAGGGUCACCGGGUUCGGCGAGCACACCGACCCCCAGAUCAUCUCCGUGCUCCGCUCCAACGCCACCUCCGGCCUAGAGAUCGCCCUGCGCGACGGCGACUGGGUCUCCGUGCCGCCGGACCAGACCUCCUUCUUCGUCAAUGUUGGCGACGCCUUGCAGGUACUCACGAACGGGAGGUUCCGGAGCGUGAGACAUCGAGUGAUGGUGAACAACAUCCAACCGCGGGUGUCGGUGAUCUUCUUCGGCGGCCCGCCGCCGCGGGAGACGCUCGCGCCGCUACCACAACUCGUCGGGGAAGGCGGGCGCAGCCGCUACAAGGAAUUCACAUGGUGUGAGUACAAAGCCUCGGCGUAUGGAACCAAGCUGGCGGCGAACAGGCUCUGCCACUUCGAGACCACCAACUAGCAAUCUAGCUAGCAUGCAAUUGCUUUGGCCUUUUUGUUUUUGUGAGGUGUGUGAAACUUUAUGUGCACGACGGCAGGGUAUUUUUUGCUAGUGUGUUCCUAGUGGUCGGUACAUAUGCCCAGUAAGGUUUUUGUGUUGAUAUAUGCUGCAAAGCAUUCUGUAGGUCUGUUUAAGUUGGAGGCAUCAAGUGCGCCACGAUGGCUUUCCCUCAAAAAACAAAUUUGGAGGCAUCAAGUUGGAGUA